Molecule: messenger RNA, 1324 nt
Organism: Xylaria bambusicola
Lineage: Eukaryota; Fungi; Ascomycota; Sordariomycetes; Xylariales; Xylariaceae
Product: NmrA family protein
Exons: 1
Coding region: 281-1189 (302 amino acids)
Source: RefSeq, a predicted model, not a curated record
CAAGAGCUUCGCAAAGGUCCCACGACAACAUAGUAUGCCUGAGAGUAAUAUAGGGUCACGAAACAAGGAGCAUGCUCGCUUCUUCAGCUCAUUAGUGCACGAGUCAUUGAUAUCAAGUGAAGUUCUAAAUACCAUCAAGCACAAGUUAUAAAUAUGGCCAGCAAUGCUCAUCCAACACUGCUUCUCAACUUGCUUCAUCAUCAGCAUCGCAAAGUACUCUUUUCCUUUUGAAACUCAAGUGAAUAUCCCAUUCUCCUACUUUCAAUAGACCAAAUUCAUCAUGACUACCUACCUUAUCACCCAGGCCACUGGCCAACAAGCUCAGUGGACUAUCAAGCACCUCCUUGAUGCAGGAGCCAAGGUCCACGCAGUUGUGCGAGACCCUGCGAAGAUUCCCGAUAUCCUAAAGCGUCCGGGUGUGACCAUCUUCAAAGGAGAGAGCGUCAAUUUUGACGACGUUUUCCAGGCAGCGCAAGGUUGCAAGGCAGCUUACUUGAACACUUUCCCCAUCCCUGGCUUGGAAGCUCAGCAAGCCAAAACCAUCGUUGAGGCCGCCAGGAAAGCAGGGAUCAAGAGCAUAGUUGCUUGUACGACUAUGUGUACCGGGAAUAAGGAGCUUUGGGAUGAUGAUUACACAGAGGGGUGCAAUCUACGCAAUUAUUGGCGGUCCAAGGCCGCAGUUGAGGAUAUCGUGCGCGGUGCCGGUUUUGAAGCCUGGACUAUCCUACGCCCGGCAUUCAUUCAUGUCGACUACUUGACACCAUCGUGCUACGGAAACUUCCCGGAGCUCACGAAUGGUGUACUCACUCAUCUAUUCGACGAUGGCUUCGGCAUGGCUCAGACUGACGCCAAUGAUAUCGGGAGAUACGCAGCUGCGGCCUUGCAGGAUCCGGUGAAAUUCGGAGGCCACGCGAUCGAACUUGCCAACGAAUACUUGACCAUCGAGGAAGUUUGCGACCUCCUAGUGAAGGUCAGCGGCAGAGAUGUCAAGACGAGGAAGCUCGCCCCAGAAGAAGAGCCUGUCAUGGGCCAGUUUUUUCAGAAGUGGUCGAACGCUAGGGAUUACAGCUCUGUUCUUGCAGCUACGAAGGAGGCACAGGCGAAAUUCGGUAUCCCCUUGACCUCGCUUGAGAAUGCUCUCCAGAGGGAUAAGGCUCGUCUUUUGGACACCCUUCCAGUCAAGAACUAGGAGUAUAUAUCCCUACCAUAUUGAGCUCCUAAUGUCUUAAGGAUAGGAUUAUUCAAGUUUUAGAUAGAUUUCGUGUUUUGAUGUAGGAAUUAAGGCCGAUACUGAAUAGUACUAUGCGCAAUUAAUCACGUGUCA